AUGGCAAAUGCUCUUCGGCGGCUAUCGCGCAGCUCGUCGCGGUACUCGUGGCUGGUGCGAUCGGAGGGCCAUGGACGUUUGAAUCCUGCUCAUGGUGGAUCGAAGAUGGCGACCAACCAGACAGUGCGUGGCGCUAUCCGUUCGCUGUGGUCCUCCUUGCAUGCUUGUCGGCGGUGGCUUCCGUGCGCGGUUAUGAAUGCCGAGAGGAGGGGUUGUUACGUGUUGAGCAUCAAGAAGGCGGGCGACACUGACAGAGGGAGGAAGGAGCCGGACAUAUAUCUCGAAUCGAAGGUGAUGUUGGCGACGGUUAGGAUAGCGCUAAGGAUGCAAACGUCCCGCCGGUGGUGCGUGGCGAAGCCGGAGAAGCUCUUGUGA
Messenger RNA from Striga asiatica, 375 nucleotides. Lineage: Eukaryota; Viridiplantae; Streptophyta; Magnoliopsida; Lamiales; Orobanchaceae. The record is from the annotation of a GenBank genome assembly.